UCCUGCCAAGAGGAGGCAGCCGGCCCCCCGCAGUCCCUGCACCAGACUCCAGCCCCAGCCACCGCCAGGACCAGCCACUGCCGCAACUCUUUCGUGCAGCCUGCCACCACCAUGGCGGAGGUGACACCCACGCCUGCAGAGACAUUGCUGCCGUGGGGAGACGGGGACUACCACAACUGGACGGAGCUGCUGCACCUCUUCAACCUCACCUUCACCUACUGCGAGGUGCCCCUGGAUGAGAAUGUCAAGCGGGUGGUGCUGUUUGUCCUCUAUCUGCUCAUCUUUGUGGUGGGGCUGGUGGAGAACCUGCUGGUGAUCUGGGUUAACUGGGAGCACCGGGCAGGCCGCAACCUCAUCAACCUCUACGUGCUCAAUAUGGCUCUGGCAGACCUGGGUGUGCUGCUUUCGCUGCCCGUCUGGAUGCUGGAGGUGACGCUGGACUACAGGUGGCUGUGGGGCAGCUUCCUGUGCCACUUCACCCACUACUUCUACUUCACCAACAUGUACGCCAGCAUCUUCCUGCUCACCGCGCUCAGCGUGGACCGCUACGUGUCCCUCACCGGCGCCUCCGCCUUCUGGUGUCAGCACCAGCACCGCGGCCGCCGCCUGCUCUGCGCCGGCCUUUGGCUCGUGGCCGGCCUCAUCCCCUUCCUGGAGGUAACUCACAUGAAGCUGGUGAACAGCAGUGAUCCAGUGUGCGUUUUCUUGGCGCCUUUCGAGACCUAUGAUCAGUGGGCGCUGGCUGCCAGCCUGGUGGCCACCGUGGUGGGGUUCCUGGUGCCCUUCCCCAUCAUCGCCAUCUGCAACAUCCUGACGGCCCAGCACAUGCGGCGCUGCAAACCUGAGAGCCGGCGGCACCAGCUGGUGGUCUAUGCCUAUGUGGGGGCCUUCCUGCUCAGCUGGCUGCCCUUCCAUGUCAUGCUGACACUGCUGACGCUGGAAGGCAGCCACAUCUUCCUGCACUGCCACGUGGCCCAGGUGCUCUACUUCUUCUACGAGAUCAUCGACUGCUUCACGCUGCUGCACUGCGUCGUCAACCCGCUGCUCUACAACUUCCUCAGCAAGGGCUUCCGCGCCCGCCUUGCCUCCGCUGUGGUCAAGUACAUCCCCAAGGAGCAGGUCCGGGCGCGUGGCAGGGACGCAUCCUCAUCCUCCAGCACCCAGCACUCCAUCAUCAUCACCAAGGACGCCGUGGGCCCCAAUUAGGUGGGGGGCGCCAGUCCAGGGUAGGGGGAGAAGUGGGGGGCCCCAGUGUCCUGGAUCUGCUGGUGAUGGGAGAUGCACCCCCCCACCACCCCAUUCGUGCUUCUGGGGACCAGGCCAAUGCUUUGCUUUAAAUUGGCGCUGCCAGGCAGGAAAGGGGACCACAGGCAAAGGGAAGAUGGGGUAUCUUGGGGGCUGCGGGCAUGUUGCCCCAGACCUCUUGAAACACAGCGCCAGAAAGAGGCAGCUGGCCAGGGUAGAGCCACACCUUCUAGGCUAGCCGCCAAAGCUCAUACAUCUCUGAUUCAGGGCAGGACAGGAACUUCCCGGCUCUGGAGCUGCAGGGCAAGAGGAUGUACCUGUACCCCUGGUGCUGGAGGCAACUCCUGCUCAGAGCCACUAUUGGCAGCCUUUCCUCCAUCUGGGAUCUGACCCUACCCUCUCCCACUGCUCCUGCCUUCCACUGGCACCUGAGCCCCUGCAGGCCAGGCCCACACAGCCCCCUCGUGCUUCAGGCUGUGGAAGAGAGCUGCAGCUGACCCCCUUGCUUCCCAGCACUGAGCAGAAUUGAGCCCUGUGGCCCCAACAGGACUUGGCUGGGGGAAGCGGCACUGCUUUCACCCCAGCCCUGACACAUAGGACCUGCUUCUAAUGGCCCCUUGCUCUCACAGUGCCCCGGAGCUGUUAGGGGCAGGGGACAGCCAUGGGCUCCCCCUGCGCUGGGGGUCGGGGCAGGAAGAGAAGACCUAGCUCAGGGCCAUACGUGACACACUGCCAAGGGUCUCUGCUUCACAGCCACUGGGACCUUCCACCGAGUCUCUGUUGGUCCCCAACCACCCCCAGCCCCUUUUGUUACCUUGUCCCAGGCUCAUCCAGCCCUUACACGUAGAUAACAUGCAGCCAGCAGCCCUGGGCUCCUUGGCACAUGUCGCCGGGUGCAGGGAGGCAACACAGCACCACGGUCUCUCCCUUUGCUGGGUGUGGUGUGCAAGCUGGGGGGCGGGGAAAUGGGGGCAAAGGGGCAGAAGGGAAUCCCAGGGUAGCAGAAUGGGGCCUGCCUUGCCCAGGUUAGCCGGGCAGAGCAGCUGCUUGGGGCAGAGGCUUCACAGCAAUGGGUGCAUGCAGUGCCCAAUGCCUGGACUCUGUGUCACACAAGGGGGUGGCUGAGACCAUGGGCGGGGGGUGCACUCACCAGGCCUUGGUGUGUAGCUCCUGUCCACUGGUGCCUCCCGGACACGCCUUGGCUCCACCACCGUUUCCUACAUUUGCCAUGGUCUUCUGCGGUGACGAGUAGUCCCCAAGCAGAGCUGUGACCCCCCCUUCCCUAUAAGACCCGGCUGCCCCUGCCCCCCCACCUGCUGUCACAGCCCUGUGUAUCUCACCUAUUAAAGGUCUCUUCUGAAAGCCCA
Alligator mississippiensis (American alligator) is the source of this 2612-nucleotide messenger RNA. RefSeq names its product G protein-coupled receptor 182 (gene ACKR5). The transcript has 2 exons. Gene Ontology annotation, biological process: G protein-coupled receptor signaling pathway. The record is from RefSeq and is a predicted model, not a curated record. Gene Ontology annotation, molecular function: G protein-coupled receptor activity. Lineage: Eukaryota; Metazoa; Chordata; Crocodylia; Alligatoridae. Gene Ontology annotation, cellular component: membrane. The coding region runs from base 112 to 1206 and encodes 364 amino acids.